AUGUACACAUCUGGACACGGACUUCCAGAAGCAGGCUUACGCCAAUAUGCCAUCGAGCGUGGAAUGGAUCCCGAGAAAUUUUUGGUCAUUACCGAGGCUGAGAAAAAUAGAUGGGCCAUGGGGUGCUUUCGUAAGGAUUUGGAAAGAGAUAUACGCUUUUAUCGCGGUGCAAUAGAAAGUAAAGAAGAUCCUAGAAAAUAUCAUGAAUUUUUAACAGAUCGGGAUAGGCUAAUCGGAGAAGAGUUAUCACGUCGUGGUAUACUAAAAAGCGGUUUAAGUACUGCAUGGCUAGACGAUCUGAUGAAAGAAUGGGAAGAAAUCCAUACUCAAUUCGUACAAAUUUUUAGCCAGACAUAG
Ambispora leptoticha is the source of this 357-nucleotide messenger RNA. The record is from the annotation of a GenBank genome assembly. NCBI's taxonomy places the organism in Eukaryota, Fungi, Glomeromycota, Glomeromycetes, Archaeosporales, Ambisporaceae.